Molecule: messenger RNA, 2799 nt
Organism: Austrofundulus limnaeus
Lineage: Eukaryota; Metazoa; Chordata; Actinopteri; Cyprinodontiformes; Rivulidae
Gene: fosaa
Product: v-fos FBJ murine osteosarcoma viral oncogene homolog Aa
Exons: 4
Coding region: 1084-2220 (378 amino acids)
Biological process (GO): regulation of transcription by RNA polymerase II
Cellular component (GO): nucleus
Molecular function (GO): RNA polymerase II cis-regulatory region sequence-specific DNA binding; DNA-binding transcription factor activity, RNA polymerase II-specific
Source: RefSeq, a predicted model, not a curated record
UUUACAAAAUGUGUCUAUUGUGAUUAUGGUAAUAUUGGAAUUUGUCUUUGCUCUAUUGGGUUAAUAGUUAUCAUCAGCACUGAGUUGUAGCAAGAUUUUAAUUUAAUGUCAUAAAAUUAAACCUUAUGCACUGCAUUCUAAUACAUUUACCCUGGUUUUAAAUUUGUUGUAUUUUUAAGUUUCUUUCCAUCUUUAACAGCAAAUUUCUGUUAGUGUUUCACAGUAGAAAUGUCCUUGAAAUGUCUUUUUUCCCCCCUAGUAGCACAGCCCAGAACGCAGCUCUUGUUAUGGGAAUGAAGGAUGCUGCUGCUUCUCUCCUCCUCCUCAUUCUCCACACUUCCGGGUCAUGCCACGUGACUUCACCUCCCCCAUAAAUCCGUGGUCUUCGCUAGAUUGGGCCGAAAAAAUGAGGGGGGGAUGCUUUGCUGUGAUUGGUGGUUAGGGUCAGUAUAGGAUUGGUAGGGUGGAUCUGUUCCUACAGCCUGAUCUUCUGUAAACACUUUAAUAUGAUUAUUUUAUCAACUACAACCCUCUUGUUUUCUUAUUCCUGUGUCUAAAACAGUGAUCUACCGAAUCAACAUGUUAUUCUAAGAAAACCGUGGUAAAAUCAGCUUGUGAGCACGUUUUAUUGUGUUAUGCUAGAUUAAAUUAAUAAAUACAUUAGGUCCACUUAAUUAUUACAUAUGUGGGUUUAUAAAUAAGCUCAGGUUUAUCGUUUCCUCAUAAUCCCUGAAACAUUUAUGAAUUAAAAUGACAGCAGUUUGAUGAUAAGGUAAUAAUAAUGCGUUGUUUAUGUUUAUUGUUAAUUUAAGUGUUGAAAACAGGUCUGGUUGGACGUCAGCCUGACCCCCCCCCCCCCCAACCCUUCCCAGAUGGUACAGUCUUGGUUCAUUCAUAAAAUUCUAGCAGAGCCUUAAAGGAGGGGCUUACAUUCUAGUCGUCCAGUCACCAGGUAUACACCUGGAGAAACGAGCUUCUCUGUCCGCCCAGCGGAGGGCCACAGUCGGGUUUGUUUUUUCCACCAGGACUUAUGACUGACAUGUAUGUUUUAUAAUUACAUCCUCACCACCACCUGGCUGUGUGAUGUAUCAAAACAAGGCUGACAUGGAUCCAGUCUGUCCCUCCUCCUCCUCCUCGCGCGCAGAGUCUCCUGUCGGGACGCUCCGUCUGAAGACGCCAGAAGAGGCGAGCUCCUCAUCCUCGGAGAGCAGCUCCAAGGAGGUUUGUCCAGAUCUGAGCCCCGAAGGCGAUCCGUUUGUUCCGACAGUCACAGCUAUAUCCUCCACCCCAGAUUUCCAGUGGAUGGUCCAGCCUACGAUCAUCACAUCUGCCCCACCAUCUCUGAGUGGCAAACAAGCCAAUGAGCCGCAAAGCUCUCGCCAGGCAACACCCAAAGCGGGAGGGAACAAGGGGAAAAAUGCUGCCAGGAAGGGGAAAACUGAGCAGCUGUCUCCAGAGGAGGAGGAGAAGAAAAGGAUAAGGAGGGAGAGGAAUAAAAUGGCCGCAGCGAAGUGUCGCAACAGGCGGAGGGAACUCACAGACACGCUGCAAGCUGAGACGGACAAGCUGGAGGAGGAAAAAGCAGCCCUGGAGACGGAGAUAGCCAACCUCCUGAAAGAGAAAGAGCGCCUCGAGUUCAUCCUCGCCGCGCACAAGCCCGCGUGCCACAUGCCCGAGGAGCUCCAGUCCAUUCUCCAGGAAUCCACAGGUUCCCCAGAGCUGCCGCCCAGUCCCGACGAGGACCGACUCCCGGAGGACGGCAUCCAGGAGGCCCCCUCGCCCCAGGACAUGGACAUCCCCAGCGAUCCAUCCGCGGCCAUCUCCGGGAACUCCAACAUCCUGCUGUGCGCCAGCGCCGAGGUCAACCUCUGCGACCUCGAGCCCUCCCUGGACAUGAAGGAGGGGCUACUAGACAAUAUGUUACCMGGUUUGGAGGAGAAACCCCCCAUGGAGACGGCGCGGUCCGUGCCAGACAUCGACCUGAGCAGCUCCCUCGGGGUCUCGGACUGGGAGACCCUGUACAAGUCCGUUUCCUGCGACCUGGAGCCCCUCAGCACUCCCGUGGUGACCUCCACCCCCACCUGCAGCAGCUACCUGUCCGUGUUCACGUUCGCCUGUCCUGAGCUGGACUCUCUCACAGAUGGACUGGACAGCCUUAAAGGUUUAAGCAAAACCGASUCUGUCGACAUCCUCAACUCUCCAACUCUUUUAGCCUUAUAGAUAAACGAUCUGUCUGUGUUUUUAUUGUCUGCAGGCUCUUGACUUUGAGACAAAAAUCAACAACUUAUGCCCAAAUAUGCUGUAACGCUUAAAGAAAUGCAUAAAUUAAAUGUCUUGUGUUUGACUGAACAAACAUAUAAACAUGAACAGAGAGAUGUAGCUGUAAAGCAUGGCUUCACUUUAAAGAGGGGCUCAUAAAGCAUGCAGACAAAUUCCAAAUAAUUUUCAGAAAAAUGUACAAAUGAUCUGUUAGUAGAUCUAAAGUGUAUUGUGGAGACUGAUGUAUCAAAUAAGUUUGUGUUUUUGGAGUUAUACAGAGUAUUUAUUGCUGUAAAUGUAUUUAAACACUCAUUCAUGUUGAGUACCUGCAUACCUCAUCAGCUGUGGUUCAACCUCAUUGUUGAAAAAGUUUUCCAUGAAAACAUCCUGUGCACUAUAAUUAUAUCUAUAUUAUAUCGAAAUUUUAGCUUAUGAUUUAUUUUUUUACCUUUCAGAUCUUUGUUAAAAAUGUUUAAAAAAUGUAAAAGCAUUGAUUGCUUAUCUAUGCCACAGGAAUAUAAUAAUAAAUCUUCAUUCACA